Molecule: messenger RNA, 778 nt
Organism: Lingula anatina
Lineage: Eukaryota; Metazoa; Brachiopoda; Lingulata; Lingulida; Lingulidae
Product: protein inscuteable homolog
Biological process (GO): establishment of mitotic spindle orientation; asymmetric cell division; apical protein localization
Cellular component (GO): apical cortex
Molecular function (GO): cytoskeletal adaptor activity; protein binding
Source: RefSeq, a predicted model, not a curated record
GGGUGAGAUCAAUGGUCACAAACCCAAUACUCUUCCACUGGUCAAUAUGUUAACCACUAUUGGUCAGUCUUUUAGUGCUGUAGUGGACAUGGCCUUAGGAUAUUUAAUUCAGCAAAUGAUCCAGUCAAUAGAGGACGCCACCAGUCCCCAUUUCAUCAGUGCCUCCCUCAGUCACCUGAUCAGCCUGGGUCUGGAAGGAGAACACAUGUGCUUUCUAAUUGCUAGGGAGGGAGGAGUGAGAGUUUUGUUUGAAGUUUGUCGCCAGAGCAAGUUUGAAUUUGCUCAUUCCCAAGCUCUGAGGGCAAUAGCCACUGUCUGCUGUGUGUCAGAGAGCAUACUGGAACUAGAAAAGGCUGCGGGUGUGGAGUGCUUGACUGACAUCUUGUGUAAUGAGGGUACCACAGAACACCUGAGGUCGGAGGCAGCUGGGGUGGUGGCACAAAUAACAUCACCUUGCCUGGAUCACAACCAACACAUCUCAGGGUUUAUAGAAAAUAUGGAGGAUCUCAUACAGGCUCUUUUAAAGUUAUGUAUGCAGACACAUAGUCAUGAGGUAUUCCUCCUGGCCACUGCUGCUAUUGCCAACAUCACCUUCAUGGACAGCAUGGCCUGCGACUCCCUCAUGCAGUUUGAUGCAGCAAGAAUCAUGAUUGAGGCUUGUCAAGUCAAUAAAGCCGAAUCCAUGUUUGCCAAAGAUCAGGUUGCCACUAUUCUAGCCAAUAUGGCAGUCCUAGAAAACUGCAGUGCAGAAAUAACCGAGAACAAUGGAAUGGAGUUA